Messenger RNA from Naegleria fowleri, 1785 nucleotides. RefSeq lists its product as uncharacterized. NCBI's taxonomy places the organism in Eukaryota, Heterolobosea, Eutetramitea, Acrasida, Naegleriidae. Bases 1 to 1785 code for a protein of 594 amino acids. Gene Ontology annotation, cellular component: DNA replication factor C complex; nucleus. Gene Ontology annotation, biological process: DNA-templated DNA replication; DNA repair. The transcript is spliced from 2 exons. Gene Ontology annotation, molecular function: DNA clamp loader activity; DNA binding. The record is from RefSeq and is a predicted model, not a curated record.
AUGUCUCACCAAUUUCCAUCGUGUUCGCACAUUUUCAAACUUCUGCCCUUGGAAUUAUCGAUAGAAAUUGCAUCGUAUUUAGUGGCUGUGGAUUUGUUUCAUUUAGCUCAAUGUGAUCGAUAUUUAUUGAAAAUGAUCUUUGAUCAAACUCCGGAAAAGCUGAACUUGUUAGAAAGAAAGAGAUUACAAUCCUUGAAACAAUACAAUUCAUCGGAUUUAUAUCGAAAAGAGUUGGAAAAUAAUUAUUCAAAACAAUUUGCAUUGGUUCAACAAAAUAUUUGGAAACGUCUCGUUCACUAUUAUUUUCCAUAUUUUGAUUUAAAUUUAAAUAUUCGAAAUUGGAUGCAAGUGGUGAGACGAAGAGUGAAAAACUUACAAGCCCACAAACCUCACUUGCUGCCAUUACGGAAGCAUCAUGAUUCUGACCAUGCAUAUGGGAACAGAGAAGAUGAUGAUGGACUUACAACAAUUUUACAAGAAGAACCUUUGGAUUGCAAUCCUCAUCGUGAUGAAGCUGAACCUUCUCCCUUCAUUGAAAAUUGUGAACUCGUGUACGAAUGUCCACUAUCCCUUGAGGAUUUGUCAUUUCACAAGAUGAAUCAUCUCGUCUCACCAGCUGCUGCUCGCAACAAUUAUUGUCAAGUCUGCAAGAAAAAUGUUCGAAUGGUUUCCACAAGGGAGGAAUUCAAAAACCUCAUUGGAAAGGAAGAAAAUAUGGUCUUAUGGGUUGAUAAACAUCGUCCACUCACUUUGGACAAGAUGCAAAUUCAUUUGGACGUUUCUAAACAAUUGAAGAAUAUUGUAGCAAGUGGUGAUUUCCCGCACUUGUUGAUAUACGGCCCAUCGGGAGCUGGAAAGAAAACUCGGAUUCAAGCUUUACUUCGUGAAAUUUACGGAAGCAAAAUUGAUAAAGUGAAAUUAGAGAAUAAGGAUGUAGCUGUUGGAUCUGAUGAGUCAAAGACUAUUACAGUGACUGCUCUUUCCAGUGGAUUCCAUGUAGAAUUUACACCAAGUGAUAGUGGAUAUUAUGAUAGAUAUGUGGUUGCAAAUAUGAUUAAAGAAAUAGCAGAAACUGAAUCAAUGGAUUUUCAAGCAUCUUCAUCAUCCUCUGCCACAAAUUUGAAAGUGAUUGUUUUGCAUGAAGUUGACAACAUGACAAGAGAAGCUCAGCAAGCAUUGAGAAGAAUUAUGGAGAAGUAUGCCAAAUCCUGUAGAAUGAUUCUUUGCGCUAAUUCGACAUCUAAAAUAAUUCCUCCAAUCAGAAGUAGAUGUAUGGGAAUUCGUGUUGCAGCUCCUGAGAAUGAGGAAAUUAAGGAAGUGUUGCGAUUUGUUGCCAAGAAGGAAAGCAUCAAACUUAUUGACACGAUUGAAAAUCAAAUUGUGGAAAAAUGUGAUGGUAAUUUGAGACGAGCAAUUUUAAUGCUAGAAAGUGCCAAGGUUGAGAAAUAUCCAUUCACAAAGGAUCAAGAAGUCAAGCUGCCUGGAUGGGAACGAUUUGUAGAAGAUAUUGCUAAAUCCAUUAUUGAAGAACAAUCUCCACAAAAACUUUUGAAGAUAAGAGAUGACUUUUUCCUGUUGCUGACGAACUGUAUAGCACCUGAGACAAUUCUGAAGACACUAUUAAGUAAGCUUUUAGGAUUCAUGGAUGGAGACCAAGCCCACAAAGUUAUUUCAUUGGCUGCUUUGUAUGAACAUCGAAUGAAAUGUGGAAGCAAACCAAUAUUCCACUUGGAAGCCUUCGUUGCAAAGGUGAUGACUCUCUGUCAAAACAUGUUCACCUUUUAA